This is a messenger RNA of Solanum lycopersicum (tomato), 1723 nucleotides long. RefSeq names its product acyl-coenzyme A thioesterase 2, chloroplastic. Gene Ontology annotation, molecular function: fatty acyl-CoA hydrolase activity. The record is from RefSeq and is a predicted model, not a curated record. Gene Ontology annotation, biological process: acyl-CoA metabolic process. Lineage: Eukaryota; Viridiplantae; Streptophyta; Magnoliopsida; Solanales; Solanaceae.
GUUGUCCUUGUUCAACGUAACGUUAAUGACUUUGUUUUUUGGAAUUUCCAUUUCCAUUUCCAUCUUCCUACAAAAUUCAAUUUCAGCUUCUAUUGAAAAUCAAACUCUAUCUUGGAGAAUUCACUGUCUUCCCAUGGAAUCUAACUCUUCUUCUCCAAAUACCAUUCCAGUUUUCUCCACUUUGGCUUCACCAUUUGACGAAAAUACUGAUUCCAAUAGAAAACCCCUUAGUUUGUGGCCUGGAAUGUAUCAUUCUCCUGUCACUAAUGCUCUUUGGGAAACAAGGUCCAAAAUUUUUGAAACACUUCUUGAUCCCCCUAUUCAUGCUCCUCCACAAAGUCAAUUGCUUACAAAAAAACCCUCAGACAGCAGGACUUCAAUUCUUUAUAAUUUCUCUACUGAUUUUAUACUUAGAGAACAGUAUCGGGACCCGUGGAAUGAGGUCAGAAUUGGCAAGUUGCUUGAGGAUCUCGAUGCUCUUGCUGGCACUAUUUCUGUCAAGCAUUGCUCGGACAUUGAUAGCAUGACUAGACCACUCUAUUUGGUGACUGCUUCUGUUGAUAAAAUGGUGCUGAAGAAGCCGAUCAGCGUUGACACUGAUCUGAAAAUGGUUGGUGCAGUCAUUUGGGUUGGCUUUUCUUCAAUUGAAAUUCAACUUGACGUUAUACAGCCAGCAAAUGGGAACAGUGAUCCCUCAGAAUCAGUCGCUCUGACUGCAAACUUCAUUUUUGUUGCUCGUGAUUACAAGACAGGGAAAGCUGCUCCAGUGAAUCGAUUAUGUCCCGAGACAGAAGCAGAAAAAGUGCUCUAUGAAGCAGCUGAAGCUAGAAAUAACCUUAGGAAAAGAAAGAGGGGGGGAGACAGAAAGGAAAUUGAAAAUGGGGGAGUUAACAGACUUGAAGAACUAUUAGCUGAAGGUAGAAUAUUCUGUGACAUGCCAGCCUUGGCAGAUCGGGACACCAUUCUUCUCCAAGAUACCCGCCUUGAGAAUUCUUUGAUUUGCCAGCCACAGCAAAGAAAUAUUCAUGGUCGGAUCUUCGGGGGAUUCCUGAUGCUCAGAGCAUUUGAACUUGCAUUUUCGACAGCUUAUGCUUUUGCCGGUUUGAUGCCAUCCUUCCUGGAGGUUGAUCAUGUUAAUUUCCUUAGACCUGUUGAUGUUGGAGACUUUUUGCGUUUCAAAUCAUGUGUACUUUACACUGAACAUGAGAGUACUGAUCAACCUCUGAUCAAUGUAGAAGUUGUUGCUCAUGUUACUAGGCCUGAGCAGAGGUCUAGUGAGGUAUCUAAUAGGUUCUACUUCACAUUUACUGUCCGUCCAGAGGCUAAGGCCACAAAUACUCAAUUCAGGAUCCGUAAAGUUGUCCCAGCUACAGAAGAAGAAGCUCGUAGGGUUCUGGAACGCAUGGAUGCGGAUCAUCAGCAGUCAUGUGUACCAACAAAUGAACAUCUCGUGGGAAAAAACUAGAUAGAUGUCAAUUGGGUUUUGACCUGUUUGUAGUAAGUCCAUAGAAAUUUAUCUGUUGAAAAGAGGGUUUUUGCUCAAGUUCCAUUGCAGCCACCAUUGGUACGGAAAAGAGGUAUAUCCAGCUUAGGCUGGUAUUGGCAAAUUAUAGUCAUUUGUUGACCUGAAUUUGAGUGAUUCGUGUUGGAACUCAGUAUUGUUACUGUUUUAUGGUUUGUCCAAACUAAUAAUAGUAACUCUUUGAAAACUUGUUUCUUCGAA